Messenger RNA from Toxorhynchites rutilus septentrionalis, 1165 nucleotides. RefSeq names its product sorbitol dehydrogenase-like. Lineage: Eukaryota; Metazoa; Arthropoda; Insecta; Diptera; Culicidae. Gene Ontology annotation, molecular function: L-iditol 2-dehydrogenase (NAD+) activity; zinc ion binding. The record is from RefSeq and is a predicted model, not a curated record. Gene Ontology annotation, biological process: D-sorbitol catabolic process.
UACACCGCCGUAGUUUACGGUCCGAAUGAUUUACGUUUGGAAGAACGUCCAAUCCCUGAGCCGGCGUUCAACGAGGUGCUUCUCGAGGUUGAUUGCUGCGGAAUCUGCGGUACCGAUAUUCAUUUCCUCAAAGAGGGCGGCUUCGGUGCCCAAAUACUUAACAAGCCGAUCGUGCUGGGUCAUGAAUCGUCCGGAGUGGUUCGAAAAGUGGGUAGGCACGUGACUCAUUUGAAAAUAGGUGAUCGGUCGGCAAUCGAGCCAGCGGCUGGUUGCAGAAGUUGUGAUCUCUGCAAAAAUGGAAAGUACAAUGUUUGUUUGGAUGGGAAGCAUUGCACCACACAGAAACAUGACGGAAACUGCUCCAACUACUAUGCACAGUACGCGGACUGCUGCUUCAAAUUGCCAGACCAUCUGACCAUGGAAGAAGGUGCCAUGCUGGAACCACUGUCAGUAGAAAUCUAUGCUUGUCGUUGGGCUGAUAUUCGACUAGGAAAUAAGGUUAUUAUAUUCGGAGCCGGUCCGAUCGGGUUGAUGUGUCUGAUAGCGGCCAAGGCGAUGGUCACCAGAACGGUUGUGUUGGAUCUUUGUCGUGUAAAGCAUCGAUUGAACCUAACUCUGAAAUUCGGAGCCGGUGGAGUAAUUGCGAUCCAAUCGGACGAUAAAGAGGAUAAUCUUAUACGUAGAAUUCACGAAAUUUUGGGUGGGCCAGCGGAUCGUGUACUGGAAUGUACCGGAUCACAACCUGGCAUGCGUAUCUCCAUAAAGGGUACUCGUAAUGCAGGAAGAAUUUGUCUUGUUGGGCUAGGCAAUGACGACGUUGAAUUGCCCAUGGUAGAUGCCGUUUCGAGAGAGAUUGAGAUCACAACGGCAAUGAGGUUUAAACAUGACUUCCCAGCGGCACUCGAGAUCGUUUCGAGUGGCUAUGUUGACAUUAAGCCUCUGGCAUCACAUCAUUUCGAUCUCGAGGAUGUUCACGAAGCAUUCCGUGUCGCGUGUCAGGGAGAGGGAAACAAAGUGUUGAUACAUAUCGUUCCAAGAGAUACUAACAAUAAGAAUAAAGGGUGUGUCACAUCAAAUUGCAUCACGGAAAAAACGCUGUAGAAAUUCGCCCAGUAGAUCCUUUUGAAAAUUUUAGACAGUAAAAUAAAAACUAUUAAAUAACUUU